Cinara cedri is the source of this 2913-nucleotide messenger RNA. The record is from the annotation of a GenBank genome assembly. NCBI's taxonomy places the organism in Eukaryota, Metazoa, Arthropoda, Insecta, Hemiptera, Aphididae.
UAUAACCUUGGUCGUGGUAGACAAAUGAAAAUACCAAAGUUGCCGUACAACUAGUUUUUGAGUUAUCAAAACAGCUGUUUUUCAAUCGCAGAUUUUCGUUCACCAUUUGUCCUAACUCAAUUUUCCUAGUAAAUGUGAUCUCAAACGACAUUAAACAUUUCACUACUUUCAUCUAUUACUAAUUUGUAAGUAAAACCAUUUUUUAUUUUAUCAUUAUAUACAAAUACAAAUUACCUAUUAGCUAAUUUAAAAUAUAUUAUUACAGCUCUGAAUGGCGAUGUCAACAUUAAAGACGCCGGUUCUAAACGGCAUCGCUAAACGUUGCUACUCCAAUAAAGCGGCAGCGUUAUCCAUCAAAGGACCAGACGUACAAACUAAAAAAUUACCCAACAACACUUUGGUUGUAGCUGUUCCAAAUUAUCCUACAAAGAUUGGGCGUAUUUCUGUUACAUUCUUGUCCGGAUCACGCUAUGAAGACCCAGAAAACGCCGGUCUUGCUCAAUUGCUUCGCAGCUCAGCUGGACUCACUACACAAUCAUCAACUACUUUUGCAAUCCUAAGAAAUUUAGGUCACUUAGGUACUAAUUAUCUUGUAACUUCUGAUCGUGAGACCAUUACGUAUACAAUUGAAGCACACAAGGACAAUCUUUCAAGUGGUUUGAGAUAUUUUAUUGAUUCAAUUUCAAACCAAUCUUUUAAACCUUGGGAAUUGACUGAUAAUUUAAAACGUUUGGAAUAUGAACUCUUGACCAUACCACCAGAAUUAAGAGUUUUAGACUUGGCUCACAAAGCGGCUUACAGAAAUGGUCUAGGUAACACAGUAUUUUUGCCUAAAUAUAACAUCAAAAAACUUGGAAGUGAACAUCUUUUGUAUUACGCUAAAAAUAAUUUAAAUAGCAACAACGCUAUUAUAUCCGGUGUUGGAGUGGAUUUGGAUACAUUGGCACUUAUUUCAGAAGAUUUGAAUUUACCCAAUGGUGAACGAAAAAAUGUGUCUAAAGCCAAAUACUUUGGCGGUGGUGAUAUAAGAAAAUCAAAACCUUUGGAUACUACAUACUUGGCUGUUGUUGGUGAAGGGGUAAGUUAUAAAGACCCACAAAGUGCCGCAUUUGCUGUACUUGAAUUUUUAUUAGGCAAAGGAUCAUCUGUGAAAUGGGGAGUUGGUCAAGGAGUUUUGGAACAAAGUAUUUUAAAAACAAAUGCUUCUGAGAACUUUGCUGUGACUUCUUUGAACUAUAACUAUUCUGAUUCUGGUCUUUUCGGUUUUCUCUUGGCCUACAACGGUAAAGAUGUCAGUAAAGUAUUAAAGGCUGCCGUUCAAAGUUUAAACUCUCCUACAAUCACUGACAGUGAAGUGAACAGGGCUAAAAACCAAUUAAUUUACUCAUUAGUCGCAUCUUCUGAAUCUGGCGCUGGAAUUUUAGAAAACAUCACUAACCAAGCUGUUGUUUCUGGAGAAGUAGUACCUUUUGAAAAGUUAAUUGCUGCUGCUGAAGCAGUCAGUGUUGAGGAUGUAAAGAAAGCAGCUAGCAAAAUAGCAAGCAGCAAGUUAUCAUUAGCUGGUUAUGGUAAUGUAGCACACACCCCUUACUUGGACAAUUUGUAAUUUAAUCAUUUGUGAACCCUUGUUUGUUAGUAAAAUAUAAAAAUCUAAAUAUAUUUUUAUUUUUAAAUAAGGAUUUUUUUUGUUCUAUAUUUAUUGUUUAUUUUAACUGAAUACAUUUAUUAGUUAUUGAUAUUAUAAAUUGUUACCUUAGCGUAAUGUAAACUAUUAAACAUAAUAUAACAUUAUAAUUUAACAUUAAAAGUCUUAACUAUACUAAAGUAAUUGUAUUAACAGAACUUUUUACAAGCAAAGCUCAACAAAUUCUUGAUUUCAUCAAACAAAAUAUUAAAGCCAGCUGAAGUCUGUCAUUUAAGUCAAAACUUUAAUUACAAAAUCACAAUAUUACAUUAUUCAAGUUAAUACUUAUUGUACUUAAAAUUGUAUUAUUACCUAAAGUCUAUACAAAUAACAUGUUAUUUAAGCUCUGAAAAAUGAAUUUAGUAUAGUUUUUUUAGAUUCUGAGUGGAAGUGUAAUGGAGUAAUGUAUUGGUUUUAUAAUGAUAUUUAUUAUUUUUUUUUUUUCCAUUGACUAUUUUUCUACCAGAAAUUUUGUUCCAAUUUACAAUAAUAGUGCUUUUAGAAAAAGAUAAUUUGACUGUGUAAAUAAUUUUUCGAAUGGGAAAAUAGGUGUAGUAGAAACUUGAUUUACCGUCAGUCACUAGACCGGGAUUAUGACAGUUAAUCAAAUUAUCGGUUAACAGAAAUUUUUCAAUAAAUGUACAUAUAUCUUACAACGUGUGUAUUUGCAGACAAAAUUAAUCUAAUAAUAUUAAAUAAAAAUAAUACCAUACUAAAAAUAAUUCAUCAUCUUAUUCUGUUUCUUUUUUUGAGCAGCAAUGUCUUGUAUUUUAUGGAGAAGUAAGAUGGUGACGGAUCAUAGAUAACAGAGAGUGGCGGUUAAUUGAGUUUUUACUGUACAAUAUUAAAGAAAAUAUUUAAUGCAUAUCUAAUUAUUUUUCUAUAAUAUGACAUAUAUUGUUGACAAAGCAAUAUUAUCAAUUGAAGUCCGCUCAGUAUUGUUUUUUUCAUUAGCAAUUAAAUUUACUCUCAAUUACUUUACCAACUUCUUACCUAUAAUAGUGGCUGCACCCAUCUUCAUUAUCUAAAGACAGCCUGGUUUUUUUUUUUUGCAUUUAAGAGUAUAUUUUAUAUGUGUUGUUCUUAAAACACAGAUUGACUGAUGAUUUACCAGAUAAUAUUAUCAUUUACAUCAUUCCUUCAGCGAAUAAUCAAUCAUAUUACAUUAUUACCUAAGAUCAACCGAUUAUACAUAAUAAUGGUGUAUUAACAAUUAUAAAUUCUAAGGU